Molecule: messenger RNA, 1202 nt
Organism: Parasteatoda tepidariorum (common house spider)
Lineage: Eukaryota; Metazoa; Arthropoda; Arachnida; Araneae; Theridiidae
Source: RefSeq, a predicted model, not a curated record
AAUCGAAAGCUGGUAAAAAGGUUCAAAAACUGAAAGAGGGAAUUAAAAAACCGGUAUUGUUGAUAUAUGGUUUGGUUUGUGAAAAAUUGCCAGAUGUUUGAUGAUAUAUUUUAAAUUUCAAAAGGCUGAAUAUUCUUUUUAUUUCGAAAUGCUGACAAGUUAGCCACCAGAGGGGGCAGUUUGGGGGAGAGGUGGGUGAAAAGGGGUAUUUGUUCAGUAGUCAGUCCCACCAGAGGAUAUAUUUUGUCGUGUUCGUUAUUGGACUUCUCAUUUACAUUAGUUUUUUUCCUAACCAUUUUUUUCAUAAUUAAAAAACGAGUUAAUUGUGAGAUGGCUCCUAGGCAUCAACAGCAGAAAUCCGAAGUGCCUAAUGAUUCCUCUGGGAACGUUUCGAGGAUUCAGGAAGCUUAUGAAAUUAAACGCAUGGAAGAAGAUCUUUAUAACAGUACAGAAAAUUACAUUGUAUCAGAAAUUCAAAAGAAAACCCGAAAAUCGGACAAGUAUUAUGAAGUUUUGAAGGACCCACUAUAUUCAGAGCUGUGCAGAAUACGAAAUGAUCGAAAGAAACUAGUAACGGAACAAGAAGCUCUUUUAAAGAAGUUAACGGAUACUGAGAUGCCCACCAAGUCUGUUGAUUUUUCAUCGGAUGAAAUGUACUUCGAUUUUAUGGAUGUUGGUAUGGAAAUCGAGGUAACCAGCAAUGAGGAGAAAGUAGUUGAGGAUGAGGGAAUUUUUAUGAAGGAGAUGAAAAAUGCAGAAAAAUCUGAAAACUCGGCUAGUAAACAUCAACGUAAAAGAGAGCGAAUGGAUGAAAAAGAAAACGAUUUCGAGUCAUUUUUCAUCUCCAUAUCAGAAAGGACAAAAAGAAGCAAAAGAAGUUGUCGAAAAUGAAUUUCGAUCAAGAUCCUUUUUGCGAGUUUUGUAACGAAAUACUACAGAAAUAUAAAUAAGUAAAAUGGAAAAAUGAGAUUGAAGGACGGAAAAAAAAUCCUGAUCCAAGAGUUUUAAUCCAAGAGUUUUAAUGAAAAUGUUACUUGAUUAUAGACAAAACAUUUUGUAUGUGAAUGAUUACAUGUUAUUAUAAUUAUAAUUUUUCAUUAUUUCAUUUUUAAUAUUUUCAUGCUCAUACUAUUCAAUGUUCAUUUAAUUACAGCUGCAGUGAGAUGAAAAUGACGAAAAUUAUGUCAAUUUGAAAGAGUUUU